AUGAGUCAAUGCAAGUCCCUCUCCACUCCUAUGGCGUUGAAUGAAAAAUUUCAAGUUAACGACGAUGGUGAGAAAGCUGACUCAACUACAUAUAGAAAGUUGAUUGGUUCCUUAAUCUAUCUCAACACAAGACCGGAUAUCACACAUUCGGUAAGCUUGCUUUCUAGAUUUUUGAAUGAGCCAAGUCAAAUUCAUUUUGCAUCCGCAAAAAGAAUCCUUAGAUAUCUUAAAGGCACAAAAACUCAAGGCAUUGAAUUAAAAAAGGAAAGUGAAUGUAAGCUGGUUGGUUAUACAGAUAGUGAUUGGGCAGGCUCGAUUGAUGAUCGAAAAAGUACCUCCAGUUAUAUCUUUUGUCUUGGAUCAAAUGUAAUAUCAUGGAGCUCAAGAAAGCAGAAAUCUGUGGCAUUGUCAUCAGCCGAAGCAGAGUAUAUAGCAUGUACUGAUGCAGCUUGUGAAGCUGUUUGGCUUCAAAGAAUUUUAAAGGACAUGAAGUUUUAG
Molecule: messenger RNA, 498 nt
Organism: Impatiens glandulifera
Lineage: Eukaryota; Viridiplantae; Streptophyta; Magnoliopsida; Ericales; Balsaminaceae
Product: secreted RxLR effector protein 161-like
Exons: 1
Coding region: 1-498 (165 amino acids)
Source: RefSeq, a predicted model, not a curated record